UGUGAUGUCAUAUGUCCGCGCUCUGGCGUUCCAAGUUGAGCCCGCGUUCGUGUUGCUAGCUUUGGGUGGCUGUCCUAGCACAGGUUGUCUUUACCGAUGGAUCAGAAGCCGCUGCGACUCUUGGCAUGUGGAGACGUUGAAGGAAAGUUUGAUGUUUUAUUCAAUAGAGUUCGGACAAUUCAGAAGAAAAGUGGGAACUUUGACCUGCUGUUGUGUGUAGGAAACUUUUUUGGCUCUACCCAAGAUGCUGAGUGGGAAGAGUAUAAGACUGGCAACAAGAAAGCUCCUAUUCAGACAUAUGUGCUUGGCGCCAAUAACCAGGAAACAGCGAAAUAUUUCCAGGAUGCUGAUGGGUGUGAAUUAGCUGAAAACAUCACUUACCUGGGUCGAAAAGGUGUUUUCACUGGAAGCUCGGGACUGCAGAUUGCGUAUCUCAGUGGGACAGAGUCCUUAGAUGAAACAGCCCCAGCUCACAGCUUCAGUCCCAAAGAUGUGUCUUCCCUGAGAACAAUGCUGUGUUCGGCAUCCCAGUUCAAGGGUGUUGAUAUCUUGCUCACGUCCCCGUGGCCCAAGUAUGUGGGGAGCUUCGCGAAUUCCUCUGGAGAAGUAGAUACUAAAAAAUGUGGCUCCACUUUGGUCUCCAGCCUGGCCUCCAGCUUGAAACCUAGGUAUCAUUUUGCUGCUUUGGAGAAGUCGUAUUAUGAGAGACUUCCAUACAGAAACCAUGUUGUUCUACAAGAAAGUGCACAGCAUGCCACUCGUUUCAUAGCGCUGGCGAAUGUUGGAAAUCCAGAAAAGAAAAAGUAUCUUUAUGCAUUCAGUAUAGUUCCCAUGAAGCUAAUGGCUGUAGCAGAGCUGGUGAAACAGCCCCCGGAUGUCACCGAGAACCCUUACCGAGACUCUGGGAAGGAAGCAGUUGGAAGAAAGCAAAUUCCUGCUGCUCAGGAAGAAUCAGCCUGUCAGUUCUUCUUUGAUUUGAAUGAAAAGCCAGGACGGAAACGGUCGUCCACAGGCAGAGAUAACAAGCCCCCUCACGCCAAGCAGCCUCGAAAGCCUCCUCAGCCUCCAGGCCCUUGUUGGUUUUGCCUGGCCAGCCCCGAGGUGGAAAAGCAUUUGGUGGUCAACAUUGGCACACAUUGCUACCUUGCCCUGGCCAAAGGAGGCUUAUCUGAUGACCAUGUGCUCAUCCUGCCCAUUGGACACUACCAGUCAGUUGUGGAGCUUUCGGCAGAGGUGGUGGAAGAAGUGGAAAAGUAUAAGGCUACUCUGAAACGUUUCUUUAAGAGUCGAGGGAAGCGCUGUGUUCUGUUUGAAAGAAAUUACAAGAGCCAUCACCUCCAGCUUCAGGUCGUUCCUGUGCCCCUCAGCUGCUGUGUUACAGACGACAUUAAAGAUGCCUUCAUUACCCAGGCGCAGGAGCAGCAGAUAGAGCUGCUGGAGAUUCCAGAGCACUCAGACAUCAAGCAGAUUGCACAGCCAGGAGCAGCAUAUUUUUAUGUUGAACUGGACACAGGAGAAAAGCUUUUUCACAGAAUUAAAAAGAAUUUUCCUUUGCAAUUUGGAAGGGAGGUGCUGGCCAGCGAAGCCGUUCUCAGCAUUCCCCACAAGGCUGACUGGAGGCAGUGUCAAACCAGUAAGGAGGAGGAAGAAGCCCUGGCCCGACGCUUCCGGAAGGACUUUGAACCCUUUGACUUCACUCUGGAUGACUAGCUAAAGGGAAGGGCAUGUCACAGGAGAUUGUUGCAGCCUGUUGUUAAAAGUGAAACUGCCAUCUCUGUGGAGGCUACCUCCCUGCCUCUUUUCCAUAUAUUCCCAUGGAGCCUGCCUGCAGCAAGAGGCCUAGGAU
Messenger RNA from Acomys russatus (golden spiny mouse), 1846 nucleotides. RefSeq names its product CWF19 like cell cycle control factor 1 (gene Cwf19l1). The coding region runs from base 97 to 1710 and encodes 537 amino acids. Gene Ontology annotation, molecular function: RNA lariat debranching enzyme activator activity. Gene Ontology annotation, cellular component: post-mRNA release spliceosomal complex. NCBI's taxonomy places the organism in Eukaryota, Metazoa, Chordata, Mammalia, Rodentia, Muridae. The record is from RefSeq and is a predicted model, not a curated record. Gene Ontology annotation, biological process: mRNA splicing, via spliceosome. The transcript has 14 exons.